AAAUAAAUGUUUCUUAUCAAAAAUAAUCAGUUUCCUCCUUAUCGUGGUCGUUAGUAUGUUACCUACACACCUAACAAAAUAGUUGCAAGCUGUGUCACUCUUCGUCCUUAAAAUGUGGAUCUUCUUAUUAAUAACACUUUGUACCAUUUGUAAUGGACUUGCGUACAAAGCUGCAGUUGUCGAGUAUUAUCCUUCAACAGAAGCCCAACCCAUGGACACAAUCAAAAAGAAUAUAGAAGAGUAUAGGACGUACGUAGACAGCGCAAGAAAACAAUCUGUCGAUAUCAUAGUGUUCCCAGAAUAUGGUCUUACGACUUUAACUAAAGAUCCAGAAGAAUAUGCCGUUGAAAUAACUAGUACUAAUGAAAUCAUUUCAAAGCUUAGCACUUUGGCCAAAGAACAUGAGAUGUACCUAGUCAUAAAUCUUCUAGAAAAAGAAACGAUCGCCAACCAAAUAUACUACUACAACACAAAUUUGGUUUUUGAUCGGAAUGGCACAACCAUAGCCAAAUACCGCAAAAUCAAUCUCUUCGACGAGGCUAAACUGACUCCAGGAUCUCACAACCAAACCAACACUUUUCUGACCGACUUUGGGGUCACUUUUGGGAUAUUUACUUGUUUCGACAUCUUGUUUAAAAGUCCGUCAAGAACCGUUCUCGAGAGUACUAAGGUCACUGAUAUUGUUUAUCCAACAGCGUGGAUUUCUAUAAUCCCCUUCUAUCAUUCUUUGAGUGUCCAACACGGGUAUGCGGUCGCUAACGGAGUUAAUCUUCUGGCCGCUAAUUACGCAAAACCGAACGCGGGCCGCGGUGGUAGCGGUAUAUAUUUAACUGAUGGGAAAAUAGCGGAGAAAUACAUUGGAGAUACAGCAAGUACUAAACUUAUAGUCCAAGAAGUCGGGAAGCAAUCGACUAGAGAAGACAGAACGAAAUGUCCAACUCGAUUACCGUUUGGACUUCCGUCAGAUUUAGGAAAAUCUAACGUCAGUAACUAUAUGGCACUCACAGCUUUCACUGCAUCAGAUUACACAUUCCAAAACAUUAAUUUGACACAGGGUAACAUCUCCGAAACAGUUUGCCACAAAAACUUUUGUUGCAAUUUUGACCUGAAACUAGAUCCAAAUAACGUCAUUGCUUCAGAACACUACAAACUAAUGGCAUAUGAUGGAAUGGUAAAUUAUAACGAAAUUCAGCUUCAUAUCCGUACCUGCAGUCUAUUAUUUUGUGAAAAUGAUUCCAACGACAGUUGUGGUAAAAGACAAGAAACGACAUCCACCAAGUUCACAAAAAUAACAGUCAGUGGAAAUCUGCCCACCGAUAAUACGACUUUUUAUACACCCGUCACGCUUAACACUUAUCUUUUAACAAUACCGCAAAUUCCAUACUGUGACACUCAAAACGGAACUGAUACCACCUAUGUGCAGUUGUCUACGCCAAAAGCGCAGCAAAAUCUUCUAGUUUUUGGUUUGCUUGGACACACUCAGGCUCCAAUUGAUGAUCACAAUGACAACGGAGAUGACGAUGAUGGCAAUUCAGCAGUGAAAGCUUCCAGUCUUCUCUUACUUGUAGUUUUGAGUGUUGUUAAAUGUUUGCUGUAUUAAUUACACUAGGAAUUUAAUUUUGUAGAAGCGAGGUAAAAAAUAAAUCCUAAAUGCCUUUCA
Tribolium castaneum (red flour beetle) is the source of this 1660-nucleotide messenger RNA. RefSeq names its product vanin-like protein 1. NCBI's taxonomy places the organism in Eukaryota, Metazoa, Arthropoda, Insecta, Coleoptera, Tenebrionidae. The coding region runs from base 113 to 1600 and encodes 495 amino acids. The transcript has 7 exons. The record is from RefSeq and is a predicted model, not a curated record.